AUGGGUGUCCAUGGGCUCUGGACGGUCGUACAUCCUUGUGCACGGCCCAUUAAAUUGGAAACUCUCAACAAAAAACGCCUGGCUGUCGAUGCAUCGAUAUGGAUUUACCAGUUUUUGAAGGCGGUACGCGACAAAGAAGGCAAUGCUCUCCGGAACUCUCAUAUCGUGGGCUUCUUUCGCCGCAUAUGCAAGCUACUCUACUUCGGAAUCCAGCCGGUCUUCGUAUUUGAUGGUGGCGCUCCGGUCCUCAAGCGCCAGACUAUAGCAAACCGGAAGAAACGGCGCGAAGGUCGGAGAGAAGAUGCCGUGCGGACCGCUGGAAAGCUGCUGGCUGUGCAGCUGCAAAGGUCUGCUGAGGAAGAGGCGGCUAUCCGUCGGAGGGGGAGAACGACAAAUGAAGAGGAGGUGCCGGACAACCCUGUUUAUGUUGGUGAUGCUUUCAUAACGGAACAGGAAAAGAAGCAGACGCGGUCAUUCAAGAAGAAAGACGCCUAUCAUCUGCCGGAUUUACAAACCAGCCUUGAAGAGAUGGGGGCCCCCAAUGACCCUCGCAUCAUGUCACAGGAAGAAUUGGAGGAAUAUGCGAGGCAAUUUCAUCAGGGAGAAGAUAUCAAUUUGUAUGAUUUCUCGAAAAUUGACUUUGAUAGCCCAUUCUUCGUCAGUCUCCCGGCGACGGACCGGUACAAUAUCCUCAAUGCGGCCAGACUCCGAAGCCGUCUCCGGAUGGGGUACUCAAAGGAGCAACUAGACAGCAUGUUUCCUAAUAGAAUGGCAUUCUCGAAGUUUCAAAUCGAGCGUGUAAAGGAGCGCAAUGACUUAACCCAACGACUGAUGAAUAUCAACGGCAUGAAUGGUGAAGAUGCUCUGUACAAAUCAGGACAACGUAUUGCCGGAGAACGCGGGAAGGAGUAUGUCUUGGUGAAGGAUGAUACCAUUGAAGGGGGCUGGGUUCUGGGUGUUGUGGGGAACAAAGAAGGCCAGGAGGACAAACCUAUCGAUGUUGAUCAGUAUGGUCAGCAGCUCAUAUUCGUUGACAAAGAGGAUAAUUCGGAUGACGAUGAUGGUGGCUUUGAAGAUGUGCCUAUCGAAGGAUUGAACCGACUUCCUAAGCUGCCUUUCCUUCAAAAAGGGGGGUUCGAUGAAUCAAACAGGAACCAGAUGCGUGAUAGCUUGGAUACAGGAGGCCCCGAGCUGCAGGAAGCCAACGAUGACUCCCUUUUCGUGGAAGGUGGUCAGAACGAACUAGCGAAUCAUAACCACCAUACCACAGAUACAUUGUUCGAUGCCACUGGAGAUGAUGAUGACGAAACGCUUCAACGAGCGAUCGCGAUGUCUCUCCAAUCUGGUGUUGGUGCCGAUGCCGGUACCAACGAUGAUGAUCUACCUGAAAUCCAGCUUAACCAGAACUACGUGUCCCUUCCAUCUAUCCACGAGGCCCCCGCAGACCUUACGGAUCAUAGUGAUGACGAAGGAAUGGACUUUGUCGCCGCCUUAGCACAAUCCAAGAGAGUAAAGAAAGCACCGCCCAAAGUGGCAGGUAACCCCUUCGAUGGUCCGCUUCCCUUUGAGUCACUUAAACCGUUCAAAGCUGGAAAAUCAACCAACCGUGGUAAAUCAGCUGAACAAGAAUCUGGCGCAACAAAACCCGACAAUGAAUCAAGUAAGACGAAGGAUAACCAGAUACUGCCGCCGUGGUUCUCAGGGCCAUCGCAAAGUGUCAAGGAUGUUGAGUUCGUCAGUGAUAAGGUUCACCAUCGUCCAGUGGCGAAGCCGCCUAGUGAGCAGAAUGUACCAGAUCACGUGUUCAUCGUUGGCGAUGAAGAAACGAUGGAGGACCAUGAUUCAGGGGCUUUAAAAGGCUCAAAACCAUUCAUUGACUUGGAGCCGACUCCUCAAUCGAACGGUGGUGGUCAAAAAUCUCAAAUCAAUUUCGAGGUUGGACCACAAGUAACUCCUGUCGAAGCACAAGCUACUGAAACAAAGGACGCCGAAGCUUUGGAAGUACAUACGGGAGAUAUCAUUCCAGUGGAUGCGUCCAAUCCAUCUAUGACGGAGAAACACAUCUCCAUUGAUGAUGAAACAGAUUUGAGGCACGCCGAAACGUCGCCAUCGCCUGAGUUCGAGGAUGUUGUCAUACAGCCAGACAGCAUACCCACGGAACCAACUACCCUAGAUCAAUCAGACCAAGUGGAAGAAUAUUCUGAUGACGACAAUUUUUCAGAUCCUGAAGACGAGCAAUUACUCGAACAGCUUGCGGCUGAAGGGGAAGAGCAUGUACGCUUUGCAGCGACACUAAACUCUACUUCUCACACCGAACUUCCAUUUGACUACGAGCAAGAGCUAAGACAGUUGCGGUCUCAGCAAAAGAAGGACCGCCGAGAUGCAGACGAAGUGUCACAAGUCAUGAUUACUGAAUGCCAGCAGUUGCUGAGGCUAUUCGGUCUUCCAUACGUCACGGCCCCUAUGGAGGCUGAAGCCCAGUGUGCAGAAUUGGUGUCACUUGGCCUUGUUGAUGGUAUCAUCACCGAUGAUAGUGAUGUGUUUUUAUUUGGAGGCACACGCGUCUACAAAAACAUGUUCAACCAAAGCAAGUUUGUUGAAUGCUACCUCACAACUGACCUAGAGAAAGAGUACUCUCUAUUCCGCACCAAACUCAUCAGGCUCGCCCAUUUAUUAGGGAGUGACUACACAGAAGGAAUCCCCGGCAUCGGGCCUGUAACUGCUUUAGAGAUCCUCACUGAAUUCGGGACACUGGAAGAAUUCCGUGAUUGGUGGACGCAGGUGCAGACAGGACUCAAUAUGGGCAACGAUAGUCAUGCAAUAUUCUACAAGAAGUUCAAAAAACAUGCUACAAAAAUCUUCCUACCACCGUCCUUCCCCGAUCCCCGAGUCGAUGCCGCGUACCUGGAACCAGAGGUGGAUUCGGACCCGUCUCCCUUUCAGUGGGGAGUGCCCGACUUGCAUGGUCUAAGGAACUUCCUUAUGUCAACAAUUGGCUGGAGUCAAGAACGCACUGAUGAGGUGCUGGUGCCCGUAAUUCGCGAUAUGAACCGCAGAGAGCAGGAGGGCACACAAUCGAAUAUUACUAGUUUCUUCAGCGGUCCGCAAGGAGCGGGUGCUUUUGCACCGCGUGUCCGCAGUGGUGGACAGACAAGGAUGGAGAAAGCAUUUAGUCGACUCCGGCAGCAAGCUAUAUCUGUGGAACAGGAUGAUUCAAUUGGCCUAGAUAGUCACUUGCAUGAUCCAGCUGCAGAUGGGUCAUUGGAGAGCCCAGUACCAUCAAAUCUGGCGACAGGAACGGAGACGCGCCCCAAACGAGGGCGUCGCGGAGCACGAAAUGCACCGGAUGGGCAAGAUGAUAUGGCGGAGAGGACUGCUACCAACAAAAAGCGUCGGACCCGCGCCAAGUAG
Molecule: messenger RNA, 3411 nt
Organism: Aspergillus tubingensis
Lineage: Eukaryota; Fungi; Ascomycota; Eurotiomycetes; Eurotiales; Aspergillaceae
Product: ssDNA endodeoxyribonuclease RAD2
Exons: 1
Coding region: 1-3411 (1136 amino acids)
Biological process (GO): nucleotide-excision repair
Cellular component (GO): nucleus
Molecular function (GO): DNA endonuclease activity; single-stranded DNA binding
Source: RefSeq, a predicted model, not a curated record